UGUUGCUGUCGGAUAGCACUAGGGCGCGAUGACAGGACAGUCCGCAAUUCCGACACGAUAGCAUUGGCUACAGGCUGAAAACAAGACAGUAAAAGCACCCAAAAAAUGUGAGUUUUCAAGGCCAAAUGGAGCCAAACCGCCGCUUUGAGUAUCUACAGUAAAUCUCUUCCAGUUACAGUCUGGAAAAGUGCUGAAUGUACAGCCAAAAGGUCCCGGAAAGGAAGGAAUUUCUAGGAAGAGAACAAAGAUCAUAAAAAACAAGAAGGCAAACUAUAGCACAGAUGGAAAAGAAGAUCAUGGACAGGGCAGAGGGAAAAUGCAACCAAGCAAGGCUUCAGAGAGUGGCACACUUCCAUACUCAGUGGAAACCCCGUACGGUUUUUGUCUAGACUUGGACUUCCUGAAAUAUGUCGACGACAUUGAGAAAGGGAAAACCAUCAAAAGAAUCGCUAUCCGGCGCCACGGCAAAGGCCCUCGGCCGAGCACGCUUCCUCGGCACCUCGAGCCCUCCGGGUGCGGCUGCCGCGCCGGCCCUUGGGGAUCGACCGGAGCGCUCGGACCCAGGUCUCGACUGUCUGACGAGCACCGCUGCGGCUCCGUUUCUCCGAGAGGCCGAGCAGAAAUCGAGGCCAAAAUCCGAGCGUUUGACGAGCAGCCCCUGGGUGAGCGCAUCCGACCUCAUUUCCUCCGAGCCUCCAGUCUGCCCCUGACGGUGCUUUUGAGACAAGGACUGGAGACAACGGAGGAGGCCGGAAGCCUCCGAAGCUCAAGGGGUCAUCUUGAAGACCGAAACAAGUCUUGCGAAGACAUCUUUGACGGCGCCGACAGUCCUCACAGCCAGCAUUGCUCAGGCCUGUUGAAACGCCUACGAGAUGCCUUGGAACAUGUGGAGGAGCUGGAGAGGGAAGUACGGGUCAUUCCAGACCUCAGAGCGCAGAUCUGCCUGCUGCAGGAGGGAAAAGAAACGCUGCGUUCACAUAUUCCACCGCUCUCCCUGAAUGGGACCUCCGCCCACUACGACAAUAAAAGGUCACGGCACGAAGGAUGUCGCCAAGAUCGGAAUCCUACGCACGGGUGGAGGGCGAGCACGGACCUGGAUGAGCUGCUGACGGUGACGUCGCUCCAAGCUAAGGUCGCGAUGCUGGAGCAGAAGCUCCACGGGACGGAGCUGGACCUUCAGAGGGUCGCGGGGCGGCUGAGGCGGCAGCAGAAGGGAAGCGAAAGCAAAGAUGAGCGCAUGGAACGUCUCACGGCCAAUCCCGCGGUGGGGGUCCGUGCGGAGCGGGUGCUGAUCCGCCGGGAAGAGGAUGAGAUCGUGGCCCUCUCAAAAAGUGUCAGCGCAAAUGGAGAAAGCGCUCAGAUCAGAGACGACGUUGAAGAUUCUUCAACUGACCCGUCCGUGGCGCUCCACCACAUAAAUAAGAUCAAGCGACUCCUGGAUGAGCAGUGGGCGUGUUUGCGAGAGAAAGGUGCGCAGCGCUUGAGCCCGAAAGUUAUCGCCCUGCAGCGGGAGAUGAUGGCACUCGUCGACGUCCUUCGCUCGCGCUACGCGAUACGAGGUGCAGGUGGGGGAUGCGACAUGACGACCGACAGCAGCGCUUGGACCGUCAAAGCUGCUGAAAAAGGGUGCAAAACAACUGCUCGUGACAAUCCGAUUGGGCGGGACUGCGCGCCGCAGACGGCGGGUAGUUCAGAGCGAGAGGAGAGCGGUAGCGGGCCUCCUCGGGAGAUGGCCGCAAGCCAGGCGGAGGCCCAAGAUGGAAGGAGGCGAAUGAUAUCGCAAGGAGCAGAUGGAGGGCGGGCAUCUGUCGAAGGCGGCGCCGCAGCGGAAAUGGCCGAGAUUGCGAAACAGAUGGAGGGGGACGCCGCCUCCGGAACAAGUCGAGACAGGUCAGAGGGCCAGCGCGCUAAGCCUUUCGUCUUUCUCGUUCGUUUGGCCCUUUUAUCUCCCAUUUUGUCUGUUCUACUUCUUUUUUUUUUUGAAAGCAUGACAGUAAGUGCCGACUUUAUGGCAGCUUGUCACUUCCUCAAUGAUCACAUGGACAACAUCGAGAACCCCACCGAUGACACGAGGAAGGCCCUCGUCGUGCUUUUCCAGGACUGGUUCAGUGCGGCGGCAGAGGAGAAUUCGGUGGCCAGUAAAGUCGGCGUGUACUUGCGGGAGGUGAAAAAGGCAACACCUUCGCUGCUGGCCUUCCUCGUCAACCUGGCCGAUGAUAACGGCAACACGGUCCUCCAUUACAGUGUUUCCCACUGCAAGUACAGUAUUGUCAGUCUGCUGCUAGACACAGGAGUAAGCGACGUUAACUUCCAGAACAAAGCGGGUUACACAAGUGCCAUGCUGGCCUCGCUCACGGCCCCCGACAACCCCGGCGACAUGGGAGUGGUCCGCAGGCUGAUGGAGCUUGGGAACAUUAACGUCCGGUCCACCCAGACGGGCCAGACGGCGUUGCACUUGGCUGUGAGGCACGGGCGAGCGGCGAUGGUGGGCCUGCUGCUGAGCUGCGGCGCAGACGCCAACAUCCAGGACGCUCAGGGAACCAGCGCCCUCAUGUUCGCGUCCCAGAGAGGCUACGCGCACAUCGCAAGGCUGCUGCUGGAGAGGACCCAGUGCCAUCUGACGCUGACCGAUCAGAGCGGCCGCACCGCGCUGUCGAUGGCCACGCAAGGGUCCCACGGUGACACGGCGGCCCUUCUGCGGGCCCACGCCGAGCCUCGAGCUCGGAAGUGACGUCGCCGGCGUCUGACUUCUCGGCGUCAGACCGCUGACCGCGUUUGUUCAAAGAAAGCCUCCACAUCAUCAAUCAGUGUGUCACAUGAGCGGUUUAUUAUCAUUACUGAUGAAAUGACAGUUGACCUUUGCUAAGUUGUGAGUUCGUAACGCUGCUGUCCAUACUUUGGUCUGAUCUUUGCACAAGCAUGUACCUCUUACUGGUUUUUUUGUUUGUCUUGAUUUUCCCUACACAAGAGCAUCUGGUUCUUUUUCUUGUUGUUGUUUUUUUUACGAAAUGUACAACAUUACUUUUUCAACUGCUGAGCAAUUUGUAAAUGAAGCUCUUGUGAAAUACAGAAAUUAAAAAGUCAUGACUGAGGGCAUUCCCCAAACAUUUCAUUUUGACGGAUACGUUUACGUCAUACAAACGUGACGCAUUUAAACAUUGACAUCAAUGCAGCAGAGCAGUUCAAGUGUCGGACUGGAAACACUGAAAACGCAGUCGUCAGCCUUCUUGCUGUACGGACAAACCUGACCAGCAGAUGGCGCAUCCCCUCCAUCUCAGUUUUAGCACAUUUCUUUAUUCGACCACCACCUCAAGUAAAGAAGGUCCGAAAUCAACAAAAGUGGUCCUAAGCAAAUUGUAAAUAAAACAAGACAAAAUGCUCUGUAAUGGUUAAUGUACAAGUGUUCAGAAACUGUAUUUUUUAAUGAUCAAAUCUAGAUUGUAUUAUUUUCAAAUGUGACGUCUAUUAUUGACUUGCAUUCUUGAAAAUGUGUGCUUGUUAUGCUAUAGAUUUAUGUUUGACUAGUCAGACAAGCCAAUUUGGGUUCAGUUUAAAAGUCCUCAUUUGCGUUGGCAAAUGUAAAACACCGGCGGCUCACUGAAAUUGAAAUGGUCUGUAAUAAAAUAAUUCCCAACGCCG
Molecule: messenger RNA, 3639 nt
Organism: Phyllopteryx taeniolatus (common seadragon)
Lineage: Eukaryota; Metazoa; Chordata; Actinopteri; Syngnathiformes; Syngnathidae
Product: KN motif and ankyrin repeat domain-containing protein 4-like
Exons: 8
Coding region: 317-2731 (804 amino acids)
Biological process (GO): negative regulation of actin filament polymerization
Cellular component (GO): cytoplasm; cytoskeleton
Molecular function (GO): protein binding
Source: RefSeq, a predicted model, not a curated record